This is a messenger RNA of Salvelinus sp. IW2-2015, 741 nucleotides long. NCBI's taxonomy places the organism in Eukaryota, Metazoa, Chordata, Actinopteri, Salmoniformes, Salmonidae. The record is from RefSeq and is a predicted model, not a curated record.
AUGCGGAAUUCGCGGGCCAUUGGGGUUCUGUGGGCUAUAUUCACCAUAUGUUUGGCCAUUAUUAACGUAGUGGUGUUCAUUCUGCCCUACUGGAUUGGGGACAGCGUGAACACCCCACACGCAGGCUAUUUCGGCUUGUUCCACUACUGCGUGGGCACUGGGAACUCCAACCGGGAGCUCACUUGCCAAGGAACCUUCGCCGAAUUCAGCGGCAUCCCCUCGAGCGCGUUCAAAGCUGCCACCUUCCUCGUGUUGCUGUCCAUGGUGCUCAUCUUGGGUUGUAUUGCCUGCUUCACCCUUUUCUUAUUCUGCAACACUGCCACUGUCUACAAGACGUGCGCCUGGAUGCAGCUGCUAUGCGCUGUGUGUUUGCUCCUGGGCUGUAUGAUCUUCCCGGAUGGCUGGGAUGCGGAGGUGGUACGAGACAUGUGUGGCGAGGAGACAGGGAAGUACACGCUGGGAAACUGCUCGGUGCGCUGGGCCUACAUGCUGGCCAUCGUUGGCAUCAUGGACGCCCUCAUCCUCUCCUUCCUGGCCUUCGUUUUGGGCAACCGGCAGAAUGACUUCCAGCUGGAGGAGCAGCUCAAAGCAGAACAGAAAGACCUCCUAGUGGUUCUCACCGUGGGAGGCCAGAAUUUGGACAGUAUUCCGACGGAGCGGCAAAACCUAUUUGAGCCAUCCAAGAGGAAUCGUCUCAUUCAACAACCCUUGGGGAUAAACAAUUGGUUUAACCUGCGAUAG